AUGUCUCUCUCAGUAUGCGCCGACUGCCUAUCAAGGCUGCGGGUUUUGAACCGGCCCAAGACUACCUAUACCGUUCCAAUUGCAGCAACAACCUUCCCUCGCGUGUCGUCCUUUCACAGCUCCAGCGCUGCGGCCAAAAACAAUGUUCUCGUGAAAUCGAAGAAGGGAGUCAAGGUCAUUCCCCCGAAGCACCGAGGCUCACAAUCCGCAAAAAUGAAGAAGAAGGUCCGAGAGCGACCUAAGCCGCCAGCAAUCGGAGAACGAAGAGCCCAACGACAUCGCAUUGUCCUCAGCAACACUAACGCUCUUGAGGUGCCUGGCAUGGAGGAUUGGAGCAAGGAGAACAUGGUGGACGUUCAAAAUGCAGGACACGUGCUGGGUCUCGACGGUGCCUUGUUGGACAAAUUGAGAGAUUGCAAGGCAUUCAAGACGACACAAAAUUGGAGCUUGUUCCGACGGCCGGCUACGUUGAUUCGGUCGGAGACCAUCAAAAUUGGCCAGGAGAUGCAGGAUAUCAAUCGGAGUCAGGACACCAAGACCGUCAGACAGCUCAUCACCGGCGAGAGGGCUUCGGGAAAGAGUAUCCUCGGACUUCAGGCCAUGUGCAUGGCUUUUAUGAACGACUGGUUGGUUCUCAAUGUCCCAGAAGCUCAAGAAUUCAUCAACAACACCUCCUCUUAUGCGCCGCUGAAGCAGGAAGGCACCCAACCGCAGUCGGAACAAUUAUAUAUCCAACCUCAUCUGACACAAGCCCUCCUCACACGCGCCCUGCACUCGAACGAAGCCGUGCUCAAGACACUCAAAUUCAACCACGAGUUCCCCAAACAUUUACCCCUCAAGCAGGGCACUGCGACUCUCAAGGAUCUCGUGCAACUCGGGGCCAAUGACCAUACCUUUGCCUGGCCCGUGUGGCAGGCUUUCUGGCGAGAAAUCAGUGAACCAGGAGCCAAACCACGUCCUCCGGUCCUUAUCGUCGUCGACGGGGUCGACCACUGGAUGGGACCGAGCAAGUACCGCAGUGCAGAGUACGAGAUCGUCCACGCUCACCAGCUCACGCUAGUCCGGCAAUUUUUGGGCUUGUUUUUCUCCAAACCUGGCGAGUCUCGGCCUUUUGCCAACGGCGGCGCAUUGCUGUUCAGUACGACCGGCUCCAACUCGCCCGCUUAUCCAACCUUCAGCCUUUUGAUCAACCAAUUGCGCGCUCGAGCUCAAAACCUUGAUGCUUCCGCCCCCGAGUUCCCGCUCCCAGCUCCGUACAGCAAGCCCGAUGCUCAUGUUUUAGAAUUAAUGUCUGGCACAGGAGACGUCGAGCUGAUAGACCUCAAGAGUCUAAGUGUGGCCGAGUCCAAGGGUUACAUGGAGUACUUUGUCCGCAGCGGGCUAUUGCGGGCUAAAAUCACCGAGAGCUCGCUUGCCGAACUGAGGGGUCUCAGUGGCGGGGGUGUUGUAGGAGAAUUGGCCAAGCUGGGCAGACGGGCGAGGCUUUGA
Capronia epimyces CBS 606.96 is the source of this 1488-nucleotide messenger RNA. RefSeq lists its product as uncharacterized. The transcript has 2 exons. Bases 1 to 1488 code for a protein of 495 amino acids. Gene Ontology annotation, molecular function: structural constituent of ribosome. Gene Ontology annotation, cellular component: mitochondrial small ribosomal subunit. NCBI's taxonomy places the organism in Eukaryota, Fungi, Ascomycota, Eurotiomycetes, Chaetothyriales, Herpotrichiellaceae. The record is from RefSeq and is a predicted model, not a curated record.